This is a messenger RNA of Ochlerotatus camptorhynchus, 4128 nucleotides long. RefSeq lists its product as uncharacterized. The record is from RefSeq and is a predicted model, not a curated record. The transcript is spliced from 4 exons. NCBI's taxonomy places the organism in Eukaryota, Metazoa, Arthropoda, Insecta, Diptera, Culicidae. Gene Ontology annotation, molecular function: nucleic acid binding. Bases 1 to 4128 code for a protein of 1375 amino acids.
AUGACAUCGACCGCUGUGUCGGAAUCGGCUUCUACGACGGCUAGUGCACGAGAAGCCAAGUUGAGGCUCGACAUGCAACGUUUAGCCGAAGAAAAGGAAGUACGGGCUAGAUUAUUAGCGGAAAAGGAAUGUCAGGAUAAGGAUAUGCAGGAAAGGGCGAUGCGGCUGGAGAAAGAAAGGAGGGAUAAAGCCAUAACCGAUUUGAUGGUUUUGGAGAAGGAGUUCAUCGAUAAAAAGUACCAGCUGUUGCAGGCUCGCUUGGAGGAAGACGAAGACGGAAAAAGCAGCGGAAUCUCACACUCUUCUGCAUUACCUUCGGGUAUGAGUCGUGGCGGGUACAACCUUCCUUCGCAACAUUAUCCGGGGAUAAGCGUUUCCAGUUAUCAAGCUCCAAUCUUAUCGGUGUCGCAGCAACCCAGCAUCCCGGUUCAGCACCCAUUCGGUCCAAAUUCACAACAACUAGCAGCUCGUCAUGUGGUGCCCAAAGAGCUUCCAUCGUUCUCCGGAAAUCCAGCAGAAUGGCCCCUUUUCUGGAGUAGUUUCGACACGUCCACACAGAUGUGUGGAUAUACUGAUGCAGAAAACUUGAUGCGGUUACAGCGGAGUCUGAAAGGAGACGCCAGAAAAUCCGUUAGCUGUUUUUUGCUGCAUCCAGCAAAUGUUGCCGAGGUGAUGAACACUCUACACUCGCUGUAUGGUCGUCCAGAUACGAUCAUCCAAACACUGCUGAACGAAGUACGAGCCACUCCUACGCCGAAGCCGGAAAAGCUGGAAACCCUGAUCAAUUUUGGACUGGCGGAGCUCGUGGAGAAGCUGCCCGCGAAUAUCAAACUAGAUUGGGCCCUCCACAAGCAACGUGUACUGGUUGCGGAUCUACGUGCAUUCGCAGAAUAUAUGAAUGUGUUGGUCACAGCGGCUAGUAGUGUUACGGCAAUUGGUGAAUCUAGCUCACAGAAAGCAGAUCGGCUAAAAGGAAAUAUGAAGGCCGGUUCCGACUCUACCCUGGUGGAAAACUCCAUCGCGAGGCAGCUAGGAAUAGUAGGACAACCGGCUCCGUUAUGCAUGCAGUGGACGAACGGAGUAAAGCGAAUGGAAGAAGCGUCGCAGCGUGUCGAACUUUACAUCUCUGCAUCGGAUUCAACAAAGCGCUUCGCCCUGAAUGGUGUACACACCGUAAAAAGUCUGGAUUUGCCUCGACAAUCUCUAAGGUUUGAGGACUUCGAACGAGACUUCCCACACCUUCGAGGGCUUCCCGUGAAAAGCUACAAUGAUGCGUCCCCUGGUAUUUUGAUCGGUCUAGACAAUACCAAGAUAAAAACGACUCUGAAGCUGAAGGAAGGUAAAUCCGAUGAGCCAGUAGCAGCGAAAACUCGGAUUGGUUGGGUGGUAUUCGGACGGAACCGAGGUCCCAACGAAGGUACAUCUCGCCGCAUUAUUCACAUGUGUAGCCAACCCUGUGAUCAGCUACUUCACGACCUAGUGAAAGAUUUUUUUCGGGUCGAAGGCGCGGGAGUAUCCUCGCCAAACGCUUUGGAUUCUGCUGACGACCGACGUGCUCGAAGAAUUCUAGAAGCCACUACAGUUCGUACUCCCAGCGGACGGUUCCAGACGGGGCUUUUAUGGAAAUAUGACCAGGUAGAGUUCCCCAACAGCAGACUGAUGGCAGAACGGCGGCUGCACUGUCUGGAGAAGCGUUUGCUGAAAUCUCCAGAGCUGUAUUCUGAGGUCAAGCAGCAGAUCGUGGCAUAUCAAGCGAAAGGCUACGCCCAUAUAGCAACGGACAUGGAGCUUGCGGAAACAGAUCCGAAGCAAGUGUGGUACUUGCCCUUAGGGGUCGUCGUUAACCCGAAGAAGUCGGGAAAGGUGCGCGUAGUUUGGGAUGCAGCUUCGAAGGUUCAAGGUGUGUCCCUCAAUUCCGUUCUUUUAAAAGGACCGGAUCUGCUUACUCCACUUCCGGCGGUACUCAGUCGAUAUCGGCAAAGACAGGUUGCCAUCAGUGGAGAUAUACGGGAGGCGUUCCACCAGAUCUUGAUUCGACCGGAAGAUCGCCGUGCACAGUGGUUCCUGUGGCGAGACGAUCCAUCGCUACCAAUACAGAUACUUGUUAUGGACGUAGCUACAUUUGGCUCCUCUUGCUCUCCGUGUUCACUACAGUUUGUUAAAAAUUUGAAUGCGGAUGAACUGGCAGAGGAGUUCCCGAAGGCAGCUGAGGCGGUGAAGGAAAACCACUACGUCGACGAUUAUUUAGACAGCGUAGAUACAGUCGACGAAGCGGUACAGUUGGUGGAUGAAGUAAGGACGAUUCACGCUAAGGGAGGAUUCGAGAUUCGACAUUGGUUGUCGAAUUCGUCGGAUGUCAUCGAUAGAAUCGGCGCAUGCAGCGAAGGAAUAAGCAAAUGUUUCGUGAUGGAUAAAUGUAGCAGUACAGAGCGUGUAUUAGGCAUGGCGUGGCAACCGACGGAGGAUGUCUUCUCAUUUUCAAUCCAGUUGCGCGAAAACCUCCAGCCUUUGAUGACUGGUGAUACAAUUCCGACGAAACGGGAAGCCCUGAGUCUUGUGAUGAGCGUCUUCGACCCACUGGGAUUGCUGGCUGUUGUUCUCGUUCAUGGAAAGGUGUUACUUCAAGAUAUAUGGAGAGCUGGUGUAGACUGGGAUGAAUUCAUCCCGGCAGACACGUUCGGUCGUUGGAAAACAUGGAUUCAGAUCUUGCGGCAGCUCAAUGAGGUGAAGAUCCCCCGUUGCUACUUUCCCGGCUACGGGCCUCAGGCGUACGAUUCUCUGGAGUUGCAUAUCUUUGUCGACGCUAGUGAAGCAGCUUAUGCAGCCUGCGCAUACUUUCGUGUGUUAGACCAUGGGAUCGUUCGCUGUUGCCUAGUUUCUGCGAAAACGAAAGUCGCCCCUCUCAAACCGUUAUCUAUCCCCCGGUUGGAGCUCCAAGCCGCUGUUAUGGGAGCACGCCUGUUGAAAACCGUCAUUUCUAACCAUACACUGAAGAUUCACCGCAAAAUACUCUGGAGCGAUUCCACUACAGUUCUGUCUUGGCUGGGAUCCGAUCCACGGCGCCGUACACAGUUUGUGGCAUUUAGAGUCGGUGAAAUCCUGGAAACUACGGACAUCAAGGACUGGAGAUGGGUUCCGACGAAGUGUAACGUUGCAGAUGACGCUACAAAGUGGGGUAUUGGACCUAAUAUUGAAGCCAAUAGCCGCUGGUUCAAAGGGCCGGGUUUUCUCUAUGAGAAUGAAGACUACUGGCCCCAACGUGAGCUUCCGUUGGCUGAUUCUCCGUUGGAGCUGCGGCCGACGAAUGUGCAGAUCCAUGUAGAAGUGGAACAAGUGAUUGACUUUAAGCGUUUCUCAAAAUGGGAACGGUUAUUACGAACGAUCGCAUUCGUGGGCCGAUUUUACAAGAAUUGCCUUAGCAAAACUCGGAACGAACCAACUUGUUCUACAUCAACGUUAAAUCGCGAGGAGCUGAGGCAUGCGGAAUUCACUGUUUGGAGACUGGUUAAGCUGAAUGCAUAUCCGGAGGAGUUUACGAUGUUGCUGAGAAACCAAAAGAAGCGUCCAGAUCAUCAGCAAACGAUCAAGAAAAGCAGCCGUCUUUAUGGAAAAUCUCCAGUUAUUGGCGAAGGUGGACUGAUCCGUAUGGAACGACGCAUGGGGGAAGCUGAUUGGAUUUCCGACGACGUUAAAUUUCCAGUGAUUCUGCCGAAAGCGAACUAUGUGACCUUCCUGCUAGCUGAUUGGUAUCAUCGCACAUACCGGCAUGCCAAUGGAGAAACUGUGGUGAACGAGAUCGUACAGAAGUAUUCCAUUUCGGCCUUGAGAGUGCUUGUGCGGAACGUAAGCACUCACUGCAAUUGGUGUAGAGUCUAUAAGACGAAACCUCAAACACCACGAAUGGGACCCCUACCUGCUGUACGAUUAACCCCUUACGUUCGGCCGUUCUCUUUCGUUGGGUUGGACUACUUUGGCCCGAUUACGGUGAGGAUAGGUCGCAGUAAUGCUAAGCGAUGGAUAGCACUCUUUACGUGUUUGUCAGUUCGUGCGAUCCACCUGGAGGUAGCAUCGAGUCUCUCCACCGAGUCCUGCAAGAUGGCCAUUCGGCGACUCGGAUUGCUGUGUUAG